Messenger RNA from Sinocyclocheilus rhinocerous, 2377 nucleotides. It is a transcript of the gene ttc39b, whose product is annotated as tetratricopeptide repeat domain 39B. Bases 387 to 2036 code for a protein of 549 amino acids. Gene Ontology annotation, molecular function: protein binding. Lineage: Eukaryota; Metazoa; Chordata; Actinopteri; Cypriniformes; Cyprinidae. The transcript is spliced from 17 exons. The record is from RefSeq and is a predicted model, not a curated record.
UAUUAAUCAGGAUAUGUGUCAGGAAGGUUACCAAUCAACUCGAGUAAUAUUCAUGAGCUCAGGUUUCCCCGUGAUUCUGCCUCCGGUUCACACAAACCGUUGCGUAAAACAAAACUGGGUAUUAUUUAUCACUUUAUUAAAUUAAAUUAUUAUAAAUAUUAUUACACUGUUUCUAAUCGCAAAGCGCGUGCGUGACGCGUCGGUGGGCGUGGCCCGGUAAGCCAGACGUCACACCUCCGACCGUACCGAGAGGCUGAACCGACCGAGUCCGCCGCCGAAGAACCGCCUUCAGCAGCAGCGCACUAGGCGGAGAUCCCGGACGGAUCCAGAUGUGUGACUGUUAAUGUGAGCUAACGUUCCGCGCCGAACUCAGGGAAUCAAGCGCCAUGGCUCGGGUCGGUAACGGAGCGGACGGCGCGGAACCGGAGGAGGACUGUUUUGAAGAUGCUUUCGAUCGCAUUCCAGUGGCGUCUAAGAUGGAUCUGCGUGCGUCUAUAGAGGAGUGCAGCAUGGCCCUCAACCUCGUCCUCAACAACAAGUUCUCUGAAGCGCUGGAUCUGCUCAGACCCUGGUCUAAGGACAGCAUGUAUCACGCUCUGGGCUACAGCAGUAUUCUGGUCAUGCAGGCCACCAUGACCUUCGAGCACAAAGACAUCCAGGCCGGGAUGGCGACCAUUAAAGAGGCCUUACAGACCUGCCAGAGGUUCAGGAAACGAAACUCGGUGGUGGGGUCCAUCUCCAGCCUGAUGUCCAAGCAGUCGCCAGACAGCCUGAAAGCAGACGAGAUGCAUGCGGAGAUCUGCUACGCUGAGUGUUUGCUGCAGAAAGCCACGCUGACAUUCGUGCAGGAUGAAAACAUGAUCAGUUUUAUUAAAGGAGGAAUCAAAAUACGUACAAGUUAUCAAAUCUACAAGGACUGCCAGAGUUUGUUGAACAUGUCUCAGGGAGUGGGCGGAGACAGCGAGGCCUUCAGACAGUUUGAGGGCGGAGUCAAGCUGGGGAUUGGCUCCUUCAACCUGAUGCUGUCUUUACUACCUGCACGAAUCCUUCGACUGCUGGAGUUUAUCGGCUUCUCAGGGAACAGAGUGAGUGACACACACUUCAGAUCAGACACACACAUAGCGUUACUCAAUGAAAUGUCAAUGUUCUUCCCCCAGGGCUCAAUUAUCCUGUUUUACUCGGCUCGCAUCGCCUUACUGAGGGGAAACUUUGAGAAGGCGCUGGUGAAGUUCCAGGAGUGUAUCUCCGCGCAGCAGCAGUGGCGUCAGAUCCAUCAUCUGUGUUAUUGGGAGCUGAUGUGGUGUCACUCGUUCCAGCAGCAGUGGAGAGACGCGUAUCGAUACGCAGACCUGCUGUGCCGAGAGAGCCGCUGGUCUAAAGCCAUCUACGUUUAUCAGAAAGCUGCCAUCCUGAGCAUGAUGUCUGAGGAGGAGCUGAAGACGAGCGGAGAGGACGAGGUGGAGCUGUUCAGGCAGGUGGAGGGACUGAAGCAGCGAUUGGCCGGGAAAUCCAUCCCGACGGAGAAGUUCGCCAUCAGGAAAUCACGCAGAUACUCGUCAGCCGUGCCCGUUAAACUGGUGAUUCCUGCGCUGGAAAUGAUGUAUGUGUGGAACGGCUUCACUAUAGUUGGGAAACGUGCGGAUGCCACUGAGAGUUUACUGAUCACCAUCGAGAGAGCGGAGGAGCAGCUACGCAACGAUCCCAACCCGUCUGAGUUCCAUCCUGAUGAUCAGUGUCUGGUUCAGAUGUUGAAGGGUUUGUGUUUGAAGCAUCUGGGCCGAUUACUGCAGGCUGAGCUCUGCUUCACACAGGUGCUGAGCAGUGAGAAGCACAUCCGUUACGAUCACUAUCUGAUCCCCUUCACCCUCUAUGAGCUGGGUUUACUCUACAAGCAGCAGGGCGAUUACAUCAAAGCCACGCGCUUCAUCGAGGACGCCAAGUUGAAUUAUAAGGACUAUUCAAUGGAGUCUCGUCUUCAUUUCCGCAUCCACGCGGCUCUCAGCAGUCUGAAGGGUUCUCCGACAAACUCGCCGUGAUGACAGACGAUCAGCGCUGACGCGGAAGAACACGACAAGCACAUCACGACGGUCACUGAAGCACCAAAACACCAAAGCAGCGCGGCGUAGCGAUCUGUAGAGAAACACAUUCACUGACCAUUUCAAACCAAAGUCGCCGUUCAGUCAUCAGUAACUAGCAGACAUGUACCUCAAACCUGACGAUUUGAACACUUAUUCAUCCAUGUAGUUUAAAUACAGAGUCUUACGUUUGUAAGAAAGUCGGUGACAUCCAAUCAGAAAACAGUUGCUGUAAUGAAUGUAACGUUUUAUUUUAAAGACCAAAUAUGUUUGUCUGCUUGUGUGUGUUACAUUGUGUGCCU